Peromyscus californicus insignis is the source of this 1095-nucleotide messenger RNA. It is a transcript of the gene Igfbp6, whose product is annotated as insulin like growth factor binding protein 6. Gene Ontology annotation, cellular component: extracellular region. The transcript has 4 exons. Bases 165 to 875 code for a protein of 236 amino acids. The record is from RefSeq and is a predicted model, not a curated record. Gene Ontology annotation, biological process: regulation of insulin-like growth factor receptor signaling pathway. Lineage: Eukaryota; Metazoa; Chordata; Mammalia; Rodentia; Cricetidae. Gene Ontology annotation, molecular function: fibronectin binding; insulin-like growth factor I binding; insulin-like growth factor II binding.
GGCCCUCCAGCCCCUCCAGUUUAGGGUAUGCCCCUGCCUUCUUUCCCUCCCCUUUCACCUGGCUUUUAAGGGCAGACGCGGCCCGCUGCUUCACAAAGCAGAGGAGCAGCGGCUCGCUGCGCUACGCUCUCUGGAAGGAGUGCACUGGGCAAAAACCUCUGACCAUGACCCGGGACAGGCUGCCCCCUCAGCCGCUGCUGCUGCUGCUGCUAACUCUGUUGCUGGCUGCGGGCUCAGGGUCCGCCUCCACGCGCGGGGUGCAGGCCAGCAGCUGUCGCGGGGGCUGCGUGGAGGAGGAAGACGCGGGGUCCCCUGCAGAGGGCUGUGCAGAAGCCGGGGGCUGUCUCAGGAGAGAGGGGCAGCUGUGUGGGGUCUACAUCCCGAAGUGUGCCCCAGGACUGCAGUGCCAACCGCGAGAGAACGAAGAGACCCCUUUGCGGGCGCUGCUGAUGGGCCAGGGUCGCUGUCACCGCCCCAGGGGGCCGUCGGAAGAGACUACAAAGGAAAGUAAACCUCACGGAGGUGCCUCCCGCCAACGCGAUGCAAGCCACAGAGACCGGCAGAAGAAUCCAGGGACCUCCACCACCCCUAUAAGGCCCAAUCCAGGGGGUGUUCAAGACACUGAGAUGGGCCCUUGUCGCAGACACUUGGAUUCAGUACUGCGGCAGCUCCAGACUGAAGUCUUCCGAGGUGGGGCACAGGGGAUCUAUGUGCCGAAUUGUGACCUCAGAGGCUUCUACAGAAAGCAGCAGUGUCGUUCCUCUCAGGGGAGUCGCCGUGGUCCCUGCUGGUGUGUGGAUCCAAUGGGCCGACCCUUGCCCGUGUCUCCAGAUGGCCAUGGGAACUCUCAAUGCUCUGCCAGGAGCACUGGCUAAAGCAGGGCGGGAGCCUCCAGGAUGCUCUCCAGAGCACAGGCUGUCAUCUGAACUAUGUGUGGGGUGAUGAGUAACUCAGGGGCUUUGUGCCCCAAGACCUGCCUUCAGGCCCUGUACCAUUGUUCCCCUCACCCUUGGGCCUUUCACAUCUAGUCAGAAAAAUUGUUGUUGGCUUGGGGUGCUAUGCUAAUAAAGCUGUGUUGGGGGUGCCUCUGGUCUA